This is a messenger RNA of Aspergillus fijiensis CBS 313.89, 264 nucleotides long. Its product is annotated as protein PET117. Gene Ontology annotation, biological process: mitochondrial respiratory chain complex IV assembly. The record is from RefSeq and is a predicted model, not a curated record. The transcript has 2 exons. Gene Ontology annotation, cellular component: mitochondrion. Lineage: Eukaryota; Fungi; Ascomycota; Eurotiomycetes; Eurotiales; Aspergillaceae. The annotation marks the transcript as partial.
AUGUCUCGGGCUUCCAAAUUGACAUUGGCCGCCACAGGCCUAGGCACAGCUGGAAUUGUCUACUUUGUGCACUGGGCACAAGAACAAGAGAAGGCGUCAAUGCACAAGGCGGUUGAACUUGACAUGGAAAAACAGCGCAUUCGACAGGAGCGACAGGCUGACUUCGAGAUGCAAAGGGCUCUUGAAGAGGAAUACCGGAAACUCCAAAAAGUCUCACCAAGCUUAGACGAACCGAGCGGAACGCAAAGAAGUCAAGGACAAGGA